ACAGGCUGUGGGCGCUUGACGAGGAUACAGUGUAGCGGCCACGCCGUGCAACCCGCAACACUCAAAAUUGCAAAGCGAAAUGUCUUCAGUUGCCAGAUUGUUGCAGUGAGAAAGAAAAAAAUAACAGCACCCUGAGCCUCAGUUGUGGAAUGUUCCUGUCCUACCAGCCGAGUCAUUGCGGAGAUGUGGCUAUUGCUGCCCUGAGGAGCACGGCUUCAGUGCGCGCCUUGACCACAGUGCCGCGGAAGCUCUGUGUUUUCUCUCCUUGUCAUCGCCGGUAAAAUGCAUGUCUCAUUGGCUGAGGCCUUGGAGGUUCGGGGAGGACCACUAGAAGAGGAGGAGAUCUGGGCUGUAUUAAGUCAGAGUGCAGAGUGCCUACAAGAUCUGUUUCACAAAGCUGACCCCAUUGCUCUAGGUUUUAUCAUCAGUCCCUGGUCUCUGUUGCUGUUACCUUCUGGCGAUAUUUCUUACACUGAUGAGAAUGUUUCUGAUCAGGACCUGCGUGCAUUUACUGCCCCUGAAGUUUUGCAGAGUCGGCCUUUGUCCUCUCUUUCUGAUGUUGAAAAGAUGCAUGUCUAUUCUCUCGGUAUGACUUUGUAUUGGGGAGCUGAUUAUAAAAUACCUCUGAACCAGCCAAUCAAACUUGGGGAUCACCUGAAUAGCAUAUUGCUGAAUAUGUGUGAAGAUCUGAUGUACACACGAGUGACAAUAAGGACUAUUCUAGAUGCUUGCAGUGCUCAUAUUCGGAACAGUAACUGUGCACCAGCUUUCUCAUACAUUAAACAGCUGGUAAAACUUGUCUUGGGUAGUCUAACAACUCUGAAUCAGCUAUCCUUAAAUACAGUGAGCAAGCCAGAUCGUAAUCAGGAAAUUCGUGAUCGACUGAGAGGCAAGGGCCUUCCAAUAGAAAGAAAUAAGAAAGAAACUCCCAAGGGAACAGAAAAUUACAAAGCACAAUUCUGUGAACCGACCUUACUGAAUCGAGGACUUAGUAAGUCCAUGGGAUUUUUGGCGAUUACCGAUAAGAAAUCAGACAUUGAGUCUUACCAUACAGCCUCUGGACAAGAAGAUACAGUGGAAAGGUACAACAAGCCUCGAUCCAGACCUAACUGUUUGGAUAGGAAGCAGAAUUCUGUUGAUGAUUCUAGUCACCGGAAGCUCUGGACCUCAGCAGUUGAUUUGGAUCUGUAUGGUAGCAAAAUGACAUCCUCUGGGGAUAAUACUCCUCAAAGAAACACUUCUCCACUGGGAAAAGGCAGACAGAUUAAGAGCAUCACCCAAGCCAGAGAACCAAAGUACCGAGACCUUGGGCAAGUGCCAACUACACUAGGUUUUCAGAAUCCUCCUCCAACAUCACAACUUUCUACCUCAUCAGCUCUUUCAGGGGCUUAUGAAAGGAUUAAAGAACGACAGAGGAAAUUGCGAGUUCUGAGAGAAGCAAUGGCUAUGGAGGAACCUACAGAAUUAUAUUCAACUCGCCACAGUGAUAUGUACAACACAGCAAGCGAAAGCAUGUCUCUUGUUUCUUCUGACCCAGAUAAUCAACCAGUCCAAAGAAAUGAUGAUGUUCGAAGGUACAGUUCUCAAGCAGAAGAUGAAUUUGUGGCAGAGUCUUACAUUCCAAAUAAGAGAUCCUCUAGCUUAUAUGAAAUUUCAGCAGAUGAGAAUAUUGUAAGCCAGGAGUUAAUGCUGAAACGGCAGGACAAAGAACUAAAGCAGCUGCAAAACAGAUUAAAUCGAAAACAGUACCCAUCAGGUCUUCUUCAAGCUGACAUGGUCAAAGCAUCCAUGUUAGAUGUAACCAGGGAUCCUUUAAGGGAUGUCGCAAUGGAAACAUCCAUGACGCAGAGAAAGCUAAAGAACUUCUUUGGACCCGAGUUUGUUAAAAUGAUUAGUGAACCUUCUGUCACACUCGAGCUUCCUGCUUCAAUUCUGACUAAGAAUGGAAAAGGGGAGGACAUUCGUCGUAAAGUAAACAUCAUGUUGCUAAGUGGACAAUGUUUGGAAUUGACCUGUGACACCAAGUCAACAUGCAAGGAUGUAUUUGAUAUGGUGGUUGCUCACAUUGGCCUGGUGGAACAUCAUUUCUUUUCCUUGGCAUAUUUAAAAGAGAAUGAAUUCUUUUUUGUUGCUCCUGACUGUAAGUUGUCCAAAGUGGCUCCAGAGGGAUGGAAAGAGGCAAAGAAAAAAAACAGAAUUACCGUAAAUUUCAUCCUAUUUCUCAGAGUAAAAUUUUUUGUCGAAGAUGUUGGCUUAAUCCAACACACACUGACCAGGCAUCAAUACUAUUUGCAGUUGAGAAGGGAUAUAUUGGAAGAGAGGUUGCACUGCAGUGAUGAAACGGCCAUGCUACUUGCUUCGUUAGCCCUUCAGGCUGAAUUCGGAGACUACCAACCAGAGUUUCAUGGGAUGAGUUAUUACAGAAUUGAACAUUAUUUACCAAUUGGAGUGAUGGAGUCUUUGGAUGAAUCUUAUGUGAGGGAGGAGCUGCCCAAACUGCACAGCACAUACUGUGGAGCAACGGAAAUGGAAUUUGAACUUGAAUUUCUAAAGAUAUGCCAAAAACUGCCUGAGUAUGGGGUGCUGUUCUAUCGGGUUCUUCCAGAAAAGAAAUCGUUAACCGGAAUCAAUCUGGGUAUUUGUUCCAAAGGUGUAAUUGUUUAUGAGAUUCAGAAUGGGCUCAGAACAGUAGUCCUUCGGUUUCCAUGGAGAGAUACCAAAAAAAUUGCAUUCACUAGAAAGAAGAUUACAUUACAGAACACUUCAGAUGGAAUAAAACAUCAGUUUCAGACAGACAGCAGCAAGACCUGUCAGUAUCUCCUGCACCUGGCUUCAUCCCAGCACAAAUUCCAACUGCAGAUGAGAGCACGAAAGAACAAUCAGGAUUUGCAGGAAAUUGAAAGUUUAUCUGUCAGCAACCUGAACUACAAUGGAGAUUCUGCAGGUUUAUUCUCCAUGGGCAGGGUGAAUAGUAGUAUUAGUCUUGCUGCCAGUGCACACAGCAGAUUAACUGAUCAAUCUCAGUUAAUGCGUUCUGAACUCCUAAAACGCAUGUCCAGGUCAGAAGCAGCAUUGAACCAGCCCUUGUACGACAUCUCGAAAGACAAGAUAUAUUGUACUUUGUGGGACCAACGCCCUCCAAUCCUCAGCAAAUCUUCCUAUGAUCUUAGACAAGUUUCUGAGUCAAAACGAAGAAGUGCACCCAACUUUAGCUACCAUUUGUUUCGUUCUUCAAACCUGCUGGAAGGGGACACUGAGCGCAAAGUAAAACACCCAUGCCAUCGAUCAGACACUGAGUCCAUGGUGGGAGGUGAGCGACGAAUCAAAAACAGUGUCAUCAAUCCAAAGAGGUCUCAGGCUGUCUCGCACAAAAGUCCUGCUCGAAGAAAUCCUGGGUCAGACUCCUCAUCUACUGAAGACUCCAACCAGGCAUACGCCUUAGGGAUUAGCAUGCACAGUUCUGGGAUCCCAUCAACCCCUGCUACCUUGACAGCCAAUGAUACUCUUCAUCAGAAAUUUAGUGCCUUGCCUUCACCUGAAAGAGAGCUUAGAUUUAUAAAACUGAAGAAGGAUGUAAAACAUGGCUUAGGUUUUCAAAUUGUUGGUGGAGAAAAAACUGGCAAACUCAACUUAGGAAUUUUUGUCACCACAGUAAUGCCAGGAGGGCCAGCAGAGUUGGAUCAACGUUUAAAUCCAGGUGAUCGCCUGAUAUCUGUAAAUGACAUCAGUUUAGAAGGCGUUACCCAUGACAGAGCAGUUGAAAUUUUACAAAAUGCCCCUGAAGACGUGACCUUAGUGGUGUCUCAGUUGAAAGAGAAACUUUAUAGAGGAACCGAUUUUUCUUCAGGAAUGAGGAACAAGUCUAGAAGCCCUUGCCGUAAUUUAGGAAGACGGGAUUAUGAAGAAGUGUCAUCUUCGGAAGAACAUAAUGGAUCAUUUGGUCAUCAUAGAACUCAUCCUGUAAGAACUUCUGUUCCACCUGAGCAAAAACGAAGAGGAAGUACAAGCUCCCAGGACUCUAGAACUGAAAGUGCAGGGCUUUCACAAAGCCAAGUACAUGGUUUCUACAAAAAUCGAACUACCUGUAGAGCACCGCAAUCUGCUGGUUACGAAGGAGUCUCUGCACUAAUGGAAAUGAGGCAGGGUAUGAUGCAGAAUGUUUUGGACAGCACAGGGCCAUCAAGCAGUACUAAUGUUGAAACACCUAAAGAGACAGAUUGCUCGGACCGAGGUGACUCUGACAUGGAUGAAGCAACUUAUUCCAGCAGUCAAGAGCAACGAAGUUCAAAAAAGGAUUCUGCAGCAGAUAAGGUGAAAAGAAGAGCUUUCCCUGAUGCUAAGCAAAGCUCUUUGCUAAAGCCAGGAGAUAUUUUUGAAGUGGAGUUGUCAAAAAUAGAGAACAGCUUGGGCAUUAGUGUCACGGUACUGUUUGGCAAGGGUGGUAUUAACACAAGUGUGAGACAUGGUGGGAUUUAUGUAAAAGGCAUUAUACCAGGUGGAGCUGCUGAAGCUGAUGGACGUAUUAAGAAAGGUGACCGUGUUCUUUCUGUGAAUGGAAUCUGCCUGGAAGGUGCAACUCAUAAGCAGGCUGUGGAGAUGCUAAGAAGCACGGGACAAGUGGUUAAUCUGUUAGUGGAGAAGGGGCAGCUCCCAGCAGCCAGCGUUCAUGCUCCUGUCACUCCACAGUGCACACCUCCAUGUACAGCCAAUCAAAAUACAUCAUGUGAAUCAGCUGACAAGCAAGAACUAGUCCCAGAACUCAUGUCCUCAACUGCCAAAGACUACUGUCUUGUCAAUGAUGGUAACCUAUUUAAAGUAAAGUUAAUAAAAAACUCCUCUGGAUUGGGUUUUAGUUUUACUGAAGGCAAUGACGUUGUUCCUGAACAUAAUGGAAAUGCAGUAAAAAUAAAGAAACUUUUUGCUGGGCAACCAGCAGCAGAGUGUGGGAAGAUUAAUGUUGGAGAUGUUAUAAUACAGGUGAAUGAUAUCCCUUUGAAAGGACUGUCAAAGCAGGAAAUAGUGUCUGUUCUCAGGCGGACAUCGCAAGAGGUCACCCUGUUACUUUACAGACCCAAAUCUAGUGUGUUAGUAGAUAUUGAUUCCACUGUGGGUGUACAUGAUUCCCAGAAAAAUGAGACUUGCAGAAGUAAAGCGCAGAAACAGGGCUUGGACAACUUGCUGAUGUCUGGAAAGACCAAUACCAGUAUUGUGGAUGAAGGUGAUGUAGAAGUUGAAAAGGAAUUUCAAAAUCCAAGAUUGAAGUCUCCUCCAAGGGAUUGCUGUAGAGACAGCUCACAUGAUGAUGAUGUUGAUGAGUGUCCUGUGUUGAAAGAUGAUGUCAGUUUUAAAAAAAUGAUCACCACUGGUCAGACACUUGGGAAUGCAAAUUCUUUUACCAGCGGCCAAUAUGAAAUGCCAUCCUGCCAGGAAAAAACCAUCCAAAGUAUUUACUUUUCUCCACACGAAUCUUCAAAACAGGAACUAAUUAACAGAAAGCCACCUUCACCAGUGCUUCUCGGUCAUGCACAGCAGCAAGGCUUUAAACUUCACCCUGUGGUUUCCUUUCCUACUCCGGUAGAUGAGAACUGCAUUAGUUGCAGUUCAGCAUCUGAAAUGGAUUCUUCAGUCUCCGAAACGGUAGCCAUUCCAGCCCAGCAUCAGGACAGCAAGAGCCUUGAAGAGGAAGAUUUUGAGUUACAGCCCGAAAUGGAAUUGCAUGUUACUUUGAAGAAAUCAGAAAAGGGAAGCCUGGGAUUCACUGUGACAAAAGGGGAUCCAAACUUCGGUAGCUACAUACAUGACAUUAUUCAGGACCCUGCAAAAAGUGAUGGAAGGCUGAGACCUGGUGACAGAUUGAUAAUGGUGAAUGGUGUUGACAUCACCAGUAUGAGCCAUGCAGAAGCAGUGGAUUUUCUUCGAUCUAUCCCAGAUACUGUUACUCUAGUAAUUGGACGGGUUCUGGAAAUACCAGAGUUUCCAAUAAAGCCACAUUUGCUUCCAGAUAUCACAAUGAUGUGCCACAAGCAAGAACUAGGCUUAUCUGUGGCAGGAGGCAGUGAUACUGCAUGCCAGUCAGUUUACGUAAGUGGCAUUACCCCAGGUUCAGCUGCUGAUAAAGAAGGAAGUCUGCAACUAUUGGAUAUUAUCCAUCAUAUAAAUGGUGUUAGCACACAUGGAAUGACCACAAACGAGGCAAGGAGAACUCUUCAAAAUGCAGGCCCCAUUGUGACUUUAAAAGCCACAAGAGAUGGAGAGCCUGUAUUUGCAAAAGUAAUCGAGUCUUCUGUUCAGUGCAGUGACAAGCGCAUAAAGCUUAAUGAAUCUGUUGAAGUUAAUGGAGAUAUAUAUGGAAAUGGUCAAAAUGAAUGCGAUCAAGCAUCCUCUGUAAAGAUACCAGAGAAUAAUGUGAUGCACUUUGAGCUACAGAAGCCUAUCACAGGAAGAUUAGGGUUCUCCUUAAUAGGUGGUGAAAGUGGUACUUUUGUAAAGAGUGUUCAUCCUGGUGGUGCAGCUGCUGUGGAUGGAAGGCUGCAACCUGGUGACCAAUUACUUCAGGUAAAUGGGAAAUGUAUAGUUGGAGUCUCCCACACUAAAGCAGUGACAACAAUCCGCAAAGCCAAAGGAUUAGUGAAUUUAACUGUCUCCAGAGCUAAGUCCUCCAGCGAAAUGAGAAAUACUGAGAAAGAUACAGAUUUUGUGAAAACACCUGGUAUUGCAAAACAUAUAGGUGAACUGAAGGAAGAAGAAAUGUCUACUAAAUCUGAGGAUACAGAUUAUGAAGGUUUUUCAUUGCCUGAAGACUCCCCUGAGCCACUCAGAAAGAAUGAUUAUCAUAUUUCAACCAGCAUAGAGAAAGCAAUUCAAGAGCUCUCUAUUGAAGAUAAAACAUCUGAAAGUUAUGAUAGGACGCCCAGCCUGACACACAUGGAGAAGACAGAGGACGGUGAGGUUACCAGGGGAAGUGAGCAACUUCCAGUUGAUACUUUGCGACAUGAUGCUUCAUCAAUAGAUGAAUGGCCAAUAACUAAAGAGAAGCUUGCCACACUAUCUGUUGUAAAGGUGCCCCAUGCAAGCCAGUACACAGGCUCCAAGCUGGAUGCGAUCAUUAAAACAUUGCAAAGACUGCUAGAUCAGCAGAUUCCAGCGCAGGAGUUUGAGCAUCUGCAAGAUCUGAAACCAUUGGAUGAAUGUUUAAUUGGACAAACAAGAGACAAUCGGAGGAAAAACAGAUAUAAAAACAUACUGCCAUAUGAUGGCACACGAGUUCCUCUUGGAGAGGAGCAUGGAUACAUUAAUGCCAGCUUUAUAAAAAUACCAGUGGAUAAAUAUGACUACACCUACAUUGCAUGUCAAGGACCUUUACCUCAUACACUGGCAGACUUUUGGCAGAUGGUUUGGGAGCAAGAGUCUAACAUCAUUGCCAUGAUGACUCUCGAAGUCGAAGGAGGAAAGGUCAAAUGUCAAAGAUACUGGCCAGAACUUAAGGGAAAAUCAGUAAUAAUUAACAACAAGAUUAAGAUAAUCCUUCAACAUUGCCAUUCAUUGGAAGAAUUUACUGUUCGAAAAAUUGAGAUGAUUAACUUACAGAAUGGCGAGUCACGACAAGUAACGCAUUUGAACUUUACCGCCUGGCCGGACCAUGGAACCCCAGACAAGCCGGAGCAAUUAGUUGCCUUUCUCAGCUACAUGAGACAUAUCAAACGUACUGGCUCCUUAAUUGCCCACUGUAGUGCAGGAAUCGGUCGGUCAGGGACACUUAUUUGCCUAGAUGCAGUAUUAACAUUCAUCAGCAAAGGACUUGAUUAAGACGGCAGAAAUGCUCGGAGUGAAUACAAUUGAUAUGGCGUAUUUGGACGGCCAAAAGGCAUUUGAUAGACUACCAGCAAAGGGGAAACCCUAUGAAUACAAACAGUGGCAGCAUGAUACAAAGUUGGCCAAGUGACAAGAAAGGGAAGUAGUGUUGAACUAUUGUUUAUCUGGUAAUGACCUAGACUUGGGGGUAGAAGGAAUAAUUUCAACAUUUUUAUAUGACACAAAACUUGGAAAUUAACCUGUGAGACAGAUGCUCAUUCAUGGCCUGUUGGAAUGUGUAGACAUGUGACAAGUAAAAUUUACCACAAAAAACAUGAAAAUGUAACAUUUUGAUAGGAAGCUUGAGAAGAUGUACAGCAAAAUAGAGCAGUUCUAAAGGAGGUGCAGAAACACUUAGGGAAACAAAUUGUUUGAAAAGGCAUUUGAGAAAGCAGUUAUAAAGGCACAUCAGACCCUGGGCUUUCCUAAUAGAAGCAUCACUUGCAACAGGAGGGGGAUUAUGCUGAAUCUUUUUAUCACUGAUUUGGCUUCAACUGGAAUAUUGUGUACAGUUCUGGAAACAGCACUUGAGGAAGGUUUUGAAGUCCCUGAGGAAUUUGAGAAUAUUUCCAGGGAUGGGGGACUUCAGUUGGCAUGGUGAGAGUGAGGAAGAUGGAGUUGAUUUUUUUAUGAGACUAGAUAAGAUGGGAAAAAAUUUGAUGGAAGUAUUCAAAAUCAUGUGGGAAUGAGGCAGUAUUUCAUUUAUCUAAGGUGAUUUGCGAAAGAACUAAUGGCAGAAUGAGGAAAAGUAAAUUUGCACAGUGAAUGCUUAGCAUCUCAAAUGCACUACCAGUGGGUGUAAUGAAGAGAGGAAAUAAAAUGCAGGACUCCUGUUAGCGGGCUUAGUAAAGUCACUUUUGCAGAUAGCCAGGGUACACAUAGCGUGGUGAAUAUCUUAUUCUUAUGCUGUACCCAAUACAUGUAUCCUAGCACAUACUUAGCCCCAAUCAGCCGUCAUCCCGUGCCGACUGCACUGUAUUGUCUCUCAGUUUAGCAAUGACUUGAUUUUAAAUGCUUGUCCUUGUUUUCAAAUUCCUCUGUGGACUCAUUUCUCCUUUCCCCCGAAACCUCUACCAGCCUUACAACCCCUUAAAAUAUCAUAGCUCGUCCAAUUCCAGACUUUUGAGUUUGCAAGAUUUUAGUUCUCGAGUCAGAGUCAUAAAGUCAUACCGCAUGGAAUCAGACCCUUUUGUCCAACUUCGGUCGAUCCUGACCGUGUUCCCAAACUAAACUAGUUCCACCCCUUCAUUUGGCCCAUAUUUCUCCAAACCUUUCUUAUUUCUGUAUUUAUCCAAAUGCCUUUGAAAUGUUGCAACUGUACCUGCAUCAAUGGCAUCCUCCGGCAGUUCAUUCCACACAUGAACCACUGUCUGUGUAAGAAAGUUGCCCCACAUGUCCUUUUUAAAUCUUUCUCCACUCACCUUAAAAAAUAUGCCCCCGAGUUUUGAACUCCUCCCCCACCCCCCGCAAACCCUGGGGAAAAGACCCUUGCUAUUCACCUUAUCUAUGCCCUUGAUGAUUUUAUAAACCAUUAUAAUGUCACCACCCAACCUAUGCUCCAGUGUAAAAAGCCCCAGUCUAUCGAGUGUAUUUUUAUAUUUCGAAUCCUUUAGUCCCUGAAACAUCCUGGUAAAUCUUUUCUGAAACUCUCCUAUUUAACAGUACACUUCCUAUAGCACACAGUGCUCUAGAAGAGGCUUCACCAACAUCCUGUACAAUCUCAACUCCUAUACUCAAAGGUCUGAGCAAUGAAGGCAGCAUGCUAAAUGCCUUCUCAGCCACCCUGUCUACCUGUAAUGCAAAUGUCUAAGAAUUAUGUACCCAAGCCCCUAUGUCUCUGUGUUUUACAACACUACCCGUGGCCCGACCAUGAAUUGUAUAAGCCCUGUCCCUAUUUGUUUUACCAAAAUUCAAUACCUCGCAUUUAUCUCAAUUGAACUACGUCUGCCACUCCUCAGCCAAUUGACCCAGUUUAGCAAGAUUGCUUGUCAAUCAAGGGCAUUGUCUGCCAAGCUUUCGACCCUAUACAUUGGAAGUUCCUCAAUAAACCUCUACACCCUUCUCUCUCCACCUCCAAUUCCCUCACCUUUUAAAACUUUCCAUUAAACCUGCCUCUUUGAUCAAGCUAUUGAUCAUCCAUCAUAAUAUCGCCUUAUGUGACUCAGAGUCAAAUUGUGUUCGAUAAUUUCUCUCGCUAAGUACUUUGGGAAGUUUUACUAUAUUUAAAAACACUAUCUUAAUGCAAGUUAUCAUCAUGUCAUAUUAUUAAGAAAUGCACUUCGUCAAAUGGGACUGCAUUACAGAAAUGGAUAUCAAGUAACGCUUGUGUAAUUUAGUUUUUGUGAUAUAUUAAUAAUGAAAGUCACAGAUAUACAUUACUUUUACCAUGCAAUGCAAAUGUUGAUGGAAAAUAAGAUUUCCACCAAUCAUUUUGUUCUCCGUAAGGAUGAUGGUAAACUGAAAGAGACAGCAGAUGGACCUUUGAAUUUUAUCUAUUUUACAGUAUCGGUUGUACUUGAGUCAUUUGCGAUGUUAUGAAAUCUAGUUUUGAACAAUGGCUUGAAUUUAUUGCCUUUGACAUUAUAUGGUAUAAGAAAUUUUGAUCAGUUUUAGUUUUAUUUCAAUUAACAAUACAGUACAAAGCUCCAAGGUUGCCUUUUGAGAAUGCCCAUGGAUGUGUGCUUCUGAUUAUCUUUUUAGAAAUAUGUUGAAUGGCUAAAAAAAACCUAUCAUCUGUCCGACCACAACAUGAAGAAUGACAACUUGGCUGAUGCACAGGAAGCCAUGUGUAAUGCUAGUCUAAGUCAGAAAGUAGAGUGAGAGUUUAACGAUAAUGACCCCGUUAAAGAUUUUUAUUGGUUUGAAAUGUCUGUGCUGCAAAGACUUCUAAUCGCAUCUAUCCUAUUGGAUUGCUAGUGACUUUGUAACUCUUCCUUUUGUCUG
Molecule: messenger RNA, 10794 nt
Organism: Stegostoma tigrinum
Lineage: Eukaryota; Metazoa; Chordata; Chondrichthyes; Orectolobiformes; Stegostomatidae
Gene: ptpn13
Product: protein tyrosine phosphatase non-receptor type 13
Exons: 47
Coding region: 283-7806 (2507 amino acids)
Biological process (GO): peptidyl-tyrosine dephosphorylation
Cellular component (GO): nucleus; cytoplasm; cytoskeleton
Molecular function (GO): protein tyrosine phosphatase activity; phosphatidylinositol 3-kinase regulatory subunit binding
Source: RefSeq, a predicted model, not a curated record